This is a messenger RNA of Fusarium poae, 915 nucleotides long. RefSeq lists its product as uncharacterized. NCBI's taxonomy places the organism in Eukaryota, Fungi, Ascomycota, Sordariomycetes, Hypocreales, Nectriaceae. The transcript has a single exon. The record is from RefSeq and is a predicted model, not a curated record. Bases 1 to 915 code for a protein of 304 amino acids.
AUGAAGGAUCCCGAAGAUAGGAUUGCCACGUUGGCAGACGGGAGAAAAGUGUCAUAUGCCAUUUAUGGCACUGAAAAUCCUGAUGCACCCACAACUUUUUACUUUCACGGCUGGCCAGGGUCUCAUCACGAAGGCUACUUGACGCACAGCGCAGCCCUCAAACACGGAUUACGUGUCAUUGCGACUACACGACCAGGAUACAGCGACUCAACAUUCCAGGAAAACAGAUCAAUUCUAGACUAUCCCAAAGAUAUCCUCGAGAUAGCGAAUCUCCUCUCUGUGCAACGCUUCACCGUCUUGGGAGUAUCAGGCGGUGGUCCUUAUGCGAUUGCUUGUCUAAAGGAGAUACCUCGGGAUAGAUUAGUCGGUAUAGGCACGUUGGCUGGAUGUAUGCCCUUGUCGUUUUCUACAGAGGGCAUGCUUGGUUUGGCGCGCUUCAUGUUUAACGUUGCGCCGUAUGCUACUGCACCUCUCGGAUGGUUGAUAGAUAAAAUUAUGGGAACCGUGGCGCGCGACACGGAGCAUCCGGAGAAAUUGGAAGAAAUGGCGGAUAAAGAGGCAGAAGCUAAAGCACCAAGCGAUGCAGAAGCCUGGAAGAAUCACCCUGACUUGAGAAGAGUUAUUCUAAGAUCCAACAGAGAAGCCAUGAAACAAGGCGGGUACCCAAUGGCAUGGGACGCAAGGCUGUAUGGAAGUGAUUGGGGUUUUAAGCUGGAGGACCUCAAGGUUGGAAAGGGCCAGAUGAUACUCUGGCAUGGAGAUCAGGAUCAAAACGUUCCCAUCCGGGUCAGUUAUAAGGCCGCUGAGGUGAUUCCUAAUGCGGAGCUGAGGGUCAUGAAGGGGGACAGUCAUAUGAGCUUGAUGGUCAAGACAGAAGAGCCUUUGGUGGCGAUGAAAGAGAUGCUGGAGAGAUGA